Messenger RNA from Gavia stellata (red-throated loon), 1195 nucleotides. RefSeq names its product actin gamma 2, smooth muscle (gene ACTG2). Gene Ontology annotation, biological process: vascular associated smooth muscle contraction. Gene Ontology annotation, cellular component: cytoplasm. The record is from RefSeq and is a predicted model, not a curated record. Bases 59 to 1189 code for a protein of 376 amino acids. NCBI's taxonomy places the organism in Eukaryota, Metazoa, Chordata, Aves, Gaviiformes, Gaviidae. The transcript has 9 exons.
CUCGCCUCCGCGCUUUUCCCCCAGGUCCCCCUGAACGCCGACCGCUCCCGGCCCCACCAUGUGCGAGGAGGAGACCACCGCCCUGGUCUGCGACAACGGCUCCGGCCUCUGCAAAGCCGGCUUUGCCGGCGACGAUGCCCCCCGCGCCGUCUUCCCCUCCAUCGUGGGGCGGCCCCGGCACCAGGGUGUCAUGGUAGGCAUGGGGCAGAAAGACAGCUACGUGGGCGACGAGGCGCAGAGCAAGAGGGGUAUCCUCACACUCAAGUACCCCAUCGAGCACGGCAUCAUCACCAACUGGGACGACAUGGAGAAGAUCUGGCACCACUCCUUCUACAACGAGCUGCGCGUGGCCCCCGAGGAGCACCCAACCCUACUCACCGAGGCACCCCUCAACCCCAAGGCCAACCGGGAGAAGAUGACCCAGAUCAUGUUCGAAACCUUUAACGUCCCCGCCAUGUAUGUCGCCAUCCAAGCCGUCCUCUCCCUCUAUGCCUCCGGCCGCACGACCGGCAUCGUCCUUGACUCUGGGGACGGCGUCACCCACAACGUGCCCAUCUACGAGGGCUACGCUCUGCCCCACGCCAUCAUGCGUCUCGACUUGGCCGGCCGCGACCUCACUGACUACCUCAUGAAGAUCCUCACCGAGAGGGGCUACUCCUUCGUCACCACCGCCGAGCGGGAAAUUGUGCGCGACAUCAAGGAGAAGCUCUGCUACGUGGCCCUCGACUUCGAGAAUGAGAUGGCCACGGCCGCCUCCUCCUCCUCGCUGGAGAAGAGCUACGAGCUCCCCGACGGGCAGGUCAUCACCAUCGGGAACGAGCGUUUCCGCUGCCCCGAGACCCUCUUCCAACCCUCCUUCAUCGGCAUGGAGUCAGCCGGCAUCCACGAGACAACCUACAACUCCAUCAUGAAGUGUGACAUCGACAUCCGCAAGGACCUCUACGCCAACAACGUGUUGUCCGGUGGCACCACCAUGUACCCCGGCAUUGCCGACCGCAUGCAGAAGGAAAUCACGGCGCUGGCUCCCAGCACCAUGAAGAUCAAAAUCAUCGCCCCGCCGGAGCGGAAGUACUCGGUGUGGAUCGGCGGCUCCAUCCUGGCGUCCCUCUCCACCUUCCAGCAGAUGUGGAUCAGCAAACCCGAGUACGACGAGGCUGGACCCUCCAUCGUCCACCGAAAAUGCUUCUAAGCCUCC